Aspergillus nomiae NRRL 13137 is the source of this 447-nucleotide messenger RNA. RefSeq names its product YwbE family protein. The transcript has a single exon. The coding region runs from base 1 to 447 and encodes 148 amino acids. Lineage: Eukaryota; Fungi; Ascomycota; Eurotiomycetes; Eurotiales; Aspergillaceae. The record is from RefSeq and is a predicted model, not a curated record.
AUGCCCCGCGUCCCCACAACCAGGGAGGUUGUGCCCGGUGCACCCGUCAACAUCAUCUUAAAGGCUGACCAACCAACCGGUCGCACCGUCUCGGGCACCAUCGCCGACGUGCUCACCCGCGGCAACCAUCCCCGGGGCAUCAAAGUCCGGCUCACGGAUGGCCGGGUGGGGAGAGUGCAAUCCAUGGGGACCGGGGGUUCGUGCCCUCCACCCGACCCGACACAGGGACAAAGGACAAGAAGGACUACCUCCGAAGCAGAGCUUCCUUCGCAGAAUAUCGGUCUAGAUGCAUAUAUGGUUAGUGCAAGACCGCGGCGGGGUGCACGUCGAGAUGAACCUCAACAACCCGUGCUCGAUGGUUCGGUAGUGACUUGUCCUGUUUGUGGGGUGUUUGAGGGCGAUGAAACUGCUGUUGCGCAUCAUGUGGCUGGGCAUUUUGCGGACUGA